ACAGCCUCUUUGAAACCACGCCUUUCCAACUCCAGUCAACUUUAGACACGAUAUACAACAUUAAGUUUCAACACUGAGUUUUUUGAAGUCACAUUUUAGCAAUAUUCAGAAAAUGUUUUACACAUUUCUUGUAUUGUGUUUGUGGACUCUGGUUGGUGUGUUUGGUGAUAAAGUGAAGUCAGUGUCAGUGUAUGAGGGUGAAUCUGUUACUCUACACACUGAUAUUACUGAACUACAGAGAGAUGAUCUGAUAGAGUGGUGGUUUAAAGAAAUCCGCAUCGCCAGAAUCAAGAGUUCAGAUAUCAAUCCUAUAAAUGCAGCAAAUGAUAAGACUAAGAGAUUCAGAGACAGACUGAAGAUAAACAAUCAGACUGCAGAUCUCACCAUCACAAACAUCACACCUGAACACACUGGAAAUUAUGAACUUAUUAAGAAUGGAGAAAAAAUAGUCAAGAAAUUUUAUCUCACAGUUUAUGCUUCUCCUACAACCACGAAUGCAAACAAUCUAACUCAGGAGAAUAUCCCAGAUUAUAAACUUCUGAUCUCCUGUACUGCUGCUGCUGCUGCUGUUGGAUUUAUUACAUCAGUUUUGAUCUUCUGGAUCUACAGUAAACACACAAAAACACAUCAACAGGAUCAGACAUGUGAAGAUGAGAUUGCAUAUGCUGAUCCAAAAUUCCGCAAACGAAACACACAGAAUGUCAAAGAUGAAAGUGAGGUGAUAUAUGCCACUGUCAACCCCAGAUCCUGAUCAACUCUCUCUGAUUCUGUUUAAUAUAAAUGAUGUUUUAAUCACAGUCAUUUUCAUUCUGUUUUACUAAGUGUUAUUGUUCUAUAACAUAUGAUUUUAUUUGAGUUUUAAUAUAAUGUUACAUUUUAAUAUAAUAUUACCUUUUCAUAUA
This is a messenger RNA of Paramisgurnus dabryanus, 902 nucleotides long. The record is from RefSeq and is a predicted model, not a curated record. Lineage: Eukaryota; Metazoa; Chordata; Actinopteri; Cypriniformes; Cobitidae.